UAUUUUUCGAGGAGGCUAUAGCAAGGAAUUGAAGCCGUAAUUUAGAGGUGCCAUAUAGUUGUCGGUUUUUGCAUGUUAGACGCACUAAACGCAAAGCAAUUCUGCAUGAAUUUUGGAGACAUUGAGAGCGCCGCUGGAUGUAGACCAAAUAUCAAAGCGUUGGAUUUAGGUGACGUCAAAAAUACAUAGGGUUUGUAAUUACCUUCGUAGGGGUUAAUGAAGCGCUAUGUCGUGAGUUGAAGGGUCUCUGAAUCAAUUUUAACUGGAUUGGAAAAGACACAAGCCCUGUGUAGAGGAAAUAAAAACCUGUUUUUAAAAUGAGAUUCCGAAAUCGGCGAUGUUGAAGACGGAGAUGGUCAAUUCAGCUGCUUUAUUUAAAUUAUUAGCCAAGUCUUGUAUAAUUUACUUGUUUUUACUGCCGAUUUGCGAUUCUUAGAUGGAAACAACUUUGGUAAAUUUUUGUCCUGUUAAAGCAAUGGUUUAUGUUUUAUAUCUAUUUUAUUACGAAAUCGUACUGGAAUGACGACUGUCACUGACACUGAUUGCCAGCGAUAACAUUCGUCUGUAACCAUUAUUGUUAAGCUGAUUUUAACUUUGUUAUUCAUUUUAUUAGCAGAAUGGUUUACCCGCGUUUCUCUAAGCCUCUAAAGCGAGCGAUUUAGUGUUUUCUCUGACCCUCAAACUCAAUAAGCAGUAAGAUCAGAGAGGACGCGUACACUGAUUUGUAAGCAGUGGAGAUGGGCGAAGUAUGAAAUAAAGGAAUUUAAAGAUUUUGAUUAAAACGCUGUACUCCACAAAACUACGGCAUUUAAUAAAAUACACCAGUUUUACAAACUCACAACGUAGAUUGCCUUCGAACAAAUACAGAUUUAAACAGCAUAGCUUAGGUUCAAAUGUUUGUCUAAUAACCAGCCAAUAAUUGUUAAGAGCGCUAUUCUAAUUUUAUUUUUACAUGAUCGUUCUAAUAUUCCAGCAGUCUCUUUAAAAAUACAUGGAUUCUGUCACCUCAGGAUAGCAGCAACAGACACAUUUAUUUGGUCCAUCGUUUGAAGAAUCUAAGAUGCUUUUCUCAGCCAGAACUAUGGGCAUGUACGCACUUCUUACUGCCUGGAUGCUCUUUGCUGGUGUCUGCUCAGCCAAACGCCUGGUGAUGGUGCAGCCUGGCCCACUGGUGCGCACAGAGGGCUCCCACGCCACCAUCUGGUGCAAUGUGACAGGCUACAGGGGCGCCCUGGUGCAGGACUUUGAGUGGUCCAUGUAUCUGCCAUCAGCACCAGAGCGCGAGAUCCGCGUGGUGAGCACCGCCCAGGAGGAUUAUGCGUAUGCUGCUUAUGCCACCCGUGUCGCCUCCGGUGAUGUCUACGUGGAGCGACUGGCUCCCGACUCCGUCAUGCUGCACAUUAGCAGGCUGCAGGCCCGCGACCAGGGCCUGUUUGAGUGCUACACGCCCAACACUGAUGGGGAGUUCCUGGGCUCCUACAGUGCUAGGACAAACCUCACAGUCAUCUUGGACACGCUAAGUGUGACAUCCCACUCACAAGCGCUCAGCAGGGUGGAGGGCGACUCACUGCAGCUGAACUGUGAGGUGAGCCGGCAGACGCUGCAGCACAGUCAUCUGUCAGUGGGUUGGUACCUGCGUGCUGAGCCCAGCACCCCGCCCCUGGACCUGCUUACGCUGUCCCGCGACUUCGUGCUCCGCGCCGGCACCCCCUACAAGCAGCGCUUUGCUUCUGGAGACCUCCGCCUGGACAAGAUGGGCAGUACAGCCUACCGCCUCACCAUCCACCGGCUGCAGCCUGCCGACCAGGGCCUGUUGUACUGCGAGGCAUCCGAGUGGAUCCAGGACCCUGACCGCUCCUGGUACUCCAUGACCCGGAAGCAGUCGGAAAAGACUCCGCUCAAAGUGCAGCCCGCAGACCGAGACUUUAACAUCCAGCUGAGCACCGAGAGACGGGCCUACAUGACAGGCGAGCCCCUCGAAUUACGCUGCGCCAUCGAUGCGCAGAACAUUCUGGAGCGCUACUUCUCUGUGUCCUGGGUGUUCAGCAGCUCGCCAGUGGCAAUGGUCGGGCCUAAUGCCGUACCGUUGCUAGCUGGGGACUAUGUGCAGCGUGAGACCACUGGACAGCUCACGGUACGCAAGGAGAGUCAAGCCGUCUACCUGCUGAGACUGCAGAACCUGCGGCCUGAGGAUGCUGGGAAAUACAUCUGCCGUGUCACCGAGCGUGAGCGCACCCUGACUGGGGACUUCAUCGACCGGAGCAAGAGGUCCCGCAAUGUGCAGGUUACCGUUCAGCCUCUCCGAAGCAAUUUGACUGUGUCAUUAAUCAGUAACUCCACGGAUAUCGAGGAGAGUGGAACCAUCCAGCUAAUGUGUGAAAUUCAGUCCAUCUCUGGCAAAGUGGCUGGCCUGUCCGUCACGUGGCGGCGGCUGGACAGGAAUGGCAGCACCGAGCAACACAUUGCUGCCCUGGACCAGGAGGGUGUGGUCAAGCUGAGCCCCGCUUACAGCGAUCGUGCAGCCUAUGGGGGGAUCCGAGCAGAGCGCACUGACAUUGACACAUUCUCCCUGUCCAUCUACAACGCCCUGCCCAGUGACGAGGGCCAGUAUGAGUGUGAGGUCACAGAGUGGCUCCCAGGGCCUAACAACACAUGGGACAGUAUUGGGGAGAAGACCGCAGCCACAUACGUGAUGGUCCAGGGCAAAGAGCCCUCCUUCUUUGUGUUUGCCUCAUCCCGGACGCCCAGCGUGACAUACGGUGACUCAUUUGACCUACAAUGCAUUGUGAAGCCACAGCACGAUCCACAGAUGCCAACUGCUGUCACCUGGCGCUUCCAGCCACAGCUGGAUGGACUGCCUGAUGCUGCCUUCCGUGACCUGAUGACGUUUUCGCAUGAUGGCAUGAUCCGGUGGGGUGAUGUGGCACCUGGCCCAGGAACCAGAAUCACUGUGGAACAUGCCACCAGCAGCAGUAACUUCCGCCUGAGCGUAAACCGGGCCGGCCCCAGGGAGGCAGGCACCUAUCUGUGUUCUGCACAGCUAUGGAGGAAGAAUUACAACCACAGCUGGAGCAUGGUGACUGAGAGGAACUCCAACCUCCUGGGAAUCAAUGUGUUGAAGCCAGGUGAGUGUGAUCACUAUCUGCUGAGGAAGGUGCAGGUCUAUGCCUAUGUCUUCAGGGAGGAGAGCAGCCAGCACUCUCACCAUGAAGUUCUCUUAAAAAUCGCUCAAUUUUCAGUCUUAAUUACUCUGUUGUUAGCCUUUAAUUUGACUGAUCUCAAAUAUCAAUUUCGCAGAUGAUGUACAAUAUAUGCGUUGACAAAAGUUUCAAACACAGCAGCAGCACUAUUAUUGUGGUAGUUUAACCAGAUAUCUGUUAAAGCUGAAAGAUUUGCAAUUUGCAACAUGCAUGCAAAAGAAGUUGCUUGUGGAGAGUAAUCUGCUAAAGCAUUCUGCACCUCGAGCCUCAUUAGACAUUUGUGUCUUCACCGAGAGGAGUAUGACAUAUAUGAGCACCUGAGGUUACCUUAUUGUUCUCCGUAUAGGUGUGGAGAGUGAGUGGUUAUUCAGUACAGGUGUGCAAAUUUUUGAGAAGAGGAACUGACUCUCCAAAAAUGCAAAGAUGCUGAUAUUUAAAAAAAAUAUAAACAUCUUAGUUUCUUGGAAAACAUAGGCCUGUGACCAAAAGCUAAAUUUAGACCUUUUUUGUAGCAAUUGUCUAAUGUCUUUCUGUUAAACAUUGAAAACGUUUAUUUUAACUGAUUUGGGAUGCAUUCUUAAAGGAAGCCUCUUAAUUUUUAUUUAUAUUAUCAUAUGUAUAUGUAUGUGUUUUGUGACAAUAUUAAAUGAACACAUGUCAUCUAAUCAAUUAUAUAAAUUAUAAUUUAAAUCGUCAUUUGAAUAUUCAAAUGUCAAUAUAAGUUAUACCAGCAACCAUUACAAUUAUCUGUCAAAGUUGCCCAUCAAACUCAGUGGCAGGCUCUAAACAAAACUAACAUAGGAUUCAAUACACAGCAAUCUAAGUCACAACAUAUCAAUCUCGCCUACUUGAUUGAAUUCUCAUUCAUAACCUGUUUUUUGUCUCUUCUGUCUUGGGGGUGUAUUCCAUCUUAACUCCCCAAAAUCUUUAAUAAGCUUUCCUAACAGGUAAGCUGUCCUAGAUUUCACCAGCCACCAGAUAAUGUUAAACUUAUUUAAUCUGUAUGGCUGCUCUUUGAUUACUUUCACAUAACCAAUAAAAUGUAUGAAGCCCCACUCAUGACGUAGUGAUAAACAUAUGUAUAUUGUGGCCAUGUUUUAAUAUAUUGUGCUAAUGAAUUACAGUAGUCCCUCAUAUCCACGGUUUUGGUAACUGUGGUUUUAGUUAUCUGCGGUGUACCUCGGUCCAAAAAAAAAAAAACAGUUAAACACGUAACAGUAUCUUUUUAAACAUGAAUUACAUUGCUCCAUUAUCGCUUGAUAGAUUUUUUUCAUUGCUCUAUCAUUUCUUCAGAAUUAGGCUAAAAUGUCAGAACUCCUUUCAUUCCAGAGAAUACAGGACUGUAUAAGAAUGUACAAUGUACUUUGAUUACUGUAUUUAAUGUUGGUAAUGUCUUAUUAUGCAUAAUUUAUCAAUUAAACUGUACCAUUUGUAUGUACACGAAAAUUAUGCUGUAUAUGGGGUCUGCAGAUUGUUCACUGUUUUGACUAUCAGCGGUAGGUAUUGGAUUGUAUCACUCAUGGAUAUGAUGAGACUGCUGUAAUAAAAUGUGGCCACAAUAUAUAGAAUUUGAAUCAUUAUUUUAUGAGUGGGAAUAUGUAGCUAUCCUAAAUUAUAUGUUAGGAAGUUUCUAUAAUACUUAGGGUAGGAACACUGACUUAGCAAGUGUUCAAAUGGAUAAAU
Paramormyrops kingsleyae is the source of this 4883-nucleotide messenger RNA. Lineage: Eukaryota; Metazoa; Chordata; Actinopteri; Osteoglossiformes; Mormyridae. The record is from RefSeq and is a predicted model, not a curated record.